Theileria annulata is the source of this 1632-nucleotide messenger RNA. RefSeq lists its product as uncharacterized. The record is from RefSeq and is a predicted model, not a curated record. The transcript has 2 exons. Bases 1 to 1632 code for a protein of 543 amino acids. NCBI's taxonomy places the organism in Eukaryota, Apicomplexa, Aconoidasida, Piroplasmida, Theileriidae.
AUGUGUAUAGAUUUUAAAUUGAAACAAAAAGAAUAUUCGAUAAUAGCACCGAGUAGAUCAGUACAAGGACAAGAUUUUAAUGUGAUAUGUCAAUCAGCUAAAUGUGGUUACAAAUCAAAUACGAUUUACAAUGUUGUAAAUCCGGAGUGUGGUAAUUAUUAUACUUGUCAAGAAUGUCCUUCAUCAUUUGGUACUGAUAUUUGUUAUCUUGGAAUUACAAAUUCUGAUUGGAUUAAUGUUACUGAAGGUCAUAUGACACUUUCAAAACAUGAUCGUGUUCAUGAUCAACAACCAAAACAAAAUAAAACCAAUACUAAAGAUACUUAUGAUUAUGAUGAAGAUGAAGAUUCUUUUCUACAAUUAUCCACAAAUUGGGAAGAUUAUGGUAUAAGUUUAGUGGAUAAAAUAAUAAUAUCGCAGACAUUUAAAUAUGUUGAUCAUCAUGAUGAUAAAUGGUUAUUAGAGAAUAAACGGCAAUGUCAAAUUGAUACUGAAGGUAAUUUAGAACUUUCUAUACGUUUAAUGUUUCAAUAUUAUAAAAGUCCACUUAUUAUGGAUUAUGAUGAUCAAUCUAAUUUAUCAACAUUACAACUUAAUUCUUCCGUUACGGUGCUUGGUCAAGCAGAUAGUAAUAAUACCAAUACUAGUACUAAUAGUAAGGAUAGUAAGGAUAGUAAGGAUACUAAGGAAACCCCUUUAGGGGCUGAGGCUGAGGAUUCUGGUACCGUUGGACCAAGCACCGUUACGGAUGACCCCGUAACUGAGAAUCUUAUAUUAUUACAAUUAGGUAAAAAUGAAGAAUAUUAUGAUGAUGAAGAAGUUGGUAAUGAAGAUAAUUUCUUUUCACAUAUGACGAAAAAGGGUUUAAAAUAUUCAUUGAAUACUGGAAAGGCAGUUAAACAUAAGUUAUCAGAUACAUUUAAGUUUUUAUAUCAGAAAGCACAGGUAAUUAUGGCGAAACCUGAAGUUCAUAUCCAUUUUGUAGUGGAUGAUAUUAGAUUAAAAAGCUGUAGACAACCACUUUCUUGGAAUGGUGAUAUGACUUCUGGUGCUAUGAUAUUUGUUGGGAAUCAGAAUUUUAAAAUACAUCAUACAGUUUUAAAUUCAGAUUUCCUUAAAAAAGCUAUCCGUGUCAAUACUAAUGUUAAAGGUGUUUAUGAACUUUCAUUCAAUUCUUGUGUACAAAUUCAUUGUACUAAACGACAAAAUUUCAAUCAACAAUCAUUCAAUAUUUCACAUCUUUCCAAUUUUCUAACACAUAAUAAUCCUGUAAAUGGAAUGAAUCAGGUUACUAGUAUGAAUAGGGUCAAUCCAGUUAAUGGAAUGAAUCCGGUUACUGGUAUGAAUCCUUUCAACUCAGUUAAUGGAAUGAAUUCAGUUAGUACAAUAAAUAAUGUGAAUUUACAUAUACCAAAACCUAUACAACCAAUAACUAAUAUACCUUCAUUCAAUAGUAAUCACAAUACUAAUCUUAACACUAAUAAUAGUAAUCAUAAUGGUACUACAAUUGGUAGUAUUAGUAAUGAGAAUCCUGUAACUAUGGAUAAGAAGAAAUUAUGGUUAUAUGGUUCAAUUGGUGUAGUAAUAAUAUUAAUAAUAAUAUCAAUCCCAUUAAUGACCAAAAUUUUUUAA